AUUAUUUUAAUAAAUGGCUAACAUAUUUGACAUAUUUAAAAUAUCAAUCAAAUAAAAAACACAAGAGCAGGAAGGAAAAUUAAUUGAGUUUGAUAUAGAUAAUGUUAAGAUCGGGAAAUUAGACAGAUAGACAGCUGAACUUCUUGAAUCUCAAAGCCAUCUAGAGUCUUUAAGUCUUGUGGACUGCUCCUUAAAGACACUUGAGGGUUUUCCUAAAUUACCUAAUUUAUAGAAUUUGGUGUUGGAAAUUAAUUAAUUGGAUGGAGAGGCAAUUAAAUUCAUUGCCAAUACUUAUCCAAAAUUAUUGUGUUUAAGUUUAGCAGAAAACUAAAUCAAGACAUUUGCUGUAUCUUAUUAAGUUUAUCAUUAGGAUUUGGAGCCGAUCAAGCAAUUGAAAAAAUUACAAUAAUUAGAUUUAUCUGACAAUCCUAUAGCCGAGUUGUAAGGAUACUUCUAAAAAGUGUUUGAUUUAAUUCCUGGAUUAUAGGUUUUAGAUAACAAGGAUAAAAGCGGAAACGACAUUUAAUAUAGUGAGGACGAAGAUGGUGUUGGAAGAGAAGAUUCAGAAGACUCAGAUAAUGAAAUAGAUGAUGACGAUGGUGAGUUAGAUGAUGAUGACGAUGAUGAAGAAUCAAGUCCAAAACCAACUAAAAAAACAAGAUUAUGAUAAAUUUAUAAGAUUUUUU
Messenger RNA from Paramecium octaurelia, 686 nucleotides. The record is from the annotation of a GenBank genome assembly. Lineage: Eukaryota; Ciliophora; Oligohymenophorea; Peniculida; Parameciidae.